Molecule: messenger RNA, 902 nt
Organism: Perognathus longimembris pacificus (Pacific pocket mouse)
Lineage: Eukaryota; Metazoa; Chordata; Mammalia; Rodentia; Heteromyidae
Gene: Tlcd5
Product: TLC domain containing 5
Exons: 3
Coding region: 60-797 (245 amino acids)
Cellular component (GO): membrane
Source: RefSeq, a predicted model, not a curated record
GCGGCCCGGGGCGGUGGGCGCCGCGGCGCCGGAGGCUUCCCGUGCGCUCCUGGGCCAGGAUGGCAUUAGCUCUGUGUCUGCAGGUGCUGGGCAGCCUGUGUGGCUGGCUCUCGCUCUAUACGUCUUUCUGCUGCCUGAAUAAGGCCCGAAGCUAUGAGUGGAGCUGCCGGCUUGUGACCUUCACCCACGGAGUUCUCUCCAUAGGCCUCUCUGCUUACAUUGGCUUCAUUGAUGGCCCUUGGCCUUUUACCCACCCAGGGUCACCCAACACACCUCUCCAAGUUCACAUGCUGUGCCUGACCUUGGGCUACUUCAUCUUUGAUCUGGGCUGGUGCGUCUACUUCCGGUCUGAGGGCGCCCUGAUGCUGGCUCACCACGCCCUCAGUAUCCUGGGCCUCAUCACGGCCCUGGGGCUCGGGGAGUCGGGCACAGAGGUCAACGCAGUCCUCUUUGGCAGCGAGAUCACCAACCCCUUGCUACAGAUGCGUUGGUUUCUCCGUGAAACGGGGCACUACCAGAGUUUCACGGGCGACGUGGUGGACUUCCUCUUCGUGGCUCUGUUUACUGGCGUGAGGAUCGGGGUCGGGGCUCACCUCCUUUUCUGUGAAAUGGUCUCACCCACGCCCAAGUGGUUUGUGAAGGUCGGAGGAGUGGCCAUGUAUGCUGUGUCCUGGUGCUUCAUGUUUAGCAUCUGGCGAUUUGCGUGGAAGAAAAGCAUCAAGAAGUACCACGCGUGGAGAAGCAGGCGGAGCGAGGAGCGGCAGCUAAAACACAAUGGACAUCUCAAGAUGCACUAGCCCAGGCUUGCUUCCCAGGACAGACGGGGUUGAGUCAGCCUUGGAAAGUGGGUCACACACAGGACUGUUAUGGAAUCAUGGUUAGAACACACUUAGGUUUACAAA